Letharia columbiana is the source of this 459-nucleotide messenger RNA. RefSeq lists its product as uncharacterized. The transcript has 3 exons. NCBI's taxonomy places the organism in Eukaryota, Fungi, Ascomycota, Lecanoromycetes, Lecanorales, Parmeliaceae. The coding region runs from base 1 to 459 and encodes 152 amino acids. The record is from RefSeq and is a predicted model, not a curated record.
AUGCAUUUCCAACCCUCGGUCAUCGCCGUCUUCGCGGCAAUGCUCACUGUGACCAUCGCAGCGCCAACAUCUGGCUCUGAAAUCAAAGAGAAGCGAGUGGCAGCUCCUGGCGAUCCAGGCAAAGACUAUGUCUACCCGUUCAAAACCUACCCGGAGGAAGAGAAGCGAUCCGAUCCAGCCAAAGACUACGUUUACCCGUUCAAAACCUACCCGGGAGAGGAAAACGAUCCGAUCCAGCCAAAGACUAUAUCUACCCAUUCAAAACCUACCCGGAAGAAGAGAAGCGAUCCGAUCCAGCCAAAGACUACAUCUACCCGUUCAAAACCUACCCGGAAGACGAGAAGCGCGCUGCGGCUCAGGAGUUCGAGGAGGGCAAAUAGGCGACCCAGCAAGAGGACUUCAGGUCUUCGGUCUCGGGGAAGAUAUCAGAGGGGUUGCGCUGAAACGUGGGGUUUUUAA